Drosophila serrata is the source of this 3668-nucleotide messenger RNA. Its product is annotated as ribosome biogenesis protein BMS1 homolog. Gene Ontology annotation, biological process: maturation of SSU-rRNA from tricistronic rRNA transcript (SSU-rRNA, 5.8S rRNA, LSU-rRNA); endonucleolytic cleavage of tricistronic rRNA transcript (SSU-rRNA, 5.8S rRNA, LSU-rRNA); ribosome biogenesis. Gene Ontology annotation, cellular component: nucleus; 90S preribosome. Lineage: Eukaryota; Metazoa; Arthropoda; Insecta; Diptera; Drosophilidae. Gene Ontology annotation, molecular function: U3 snoRNA binding; GTPase activity; GTP binding. The record is from RefSeq and is a predicted model, not a curated record.
CGGUCACAUUGUCCAACACGUGCGUAAACAGCAAAACGGUGGAAAUAAUUUUGAUAAUUUUGGCAAUUUAAGAACUCUAACAAUGGCCGACGAUGCCGGCCAGGACAAGCGCAAGCAGCACCGCGCCCGCCAGUCCGGUGUGAAGGCGGACAAGAAGAAGGAAAAGGCCAAGAAGGACUCAAACCAAAAAGAACCGGAGUUAACAGCGCGCCAACGGAAUCCCAAGGCAUUUGCCAUCAAUUCGGCACAGCGGGCGGAAAGGAACUUUCGACGCAAGGAGGAUCUUACGGCCAAGAAGCAGCACAUUCCGGUGGUAGAUCAAACCCCGGAUGAACCGCCACCGGUGCUUAUUGCCGUGGUGGGCCCGCCCAAGGUGGGUAAGACCACUCUGAUCAAGAACCUCAUCAAGAGCUUCACCCGCACGAAUGUGACGGACAUCAAGGGUCCCAUCACCAUAGUGACGUCGAAGAAGCGCCGGAUCACGCUGCUGGAAUGCAACAACGACGUAAACUCUAUGAUCGAUGUGGCCAAGUGCGCGGAUCUGGUUUUGCUUCUCUGCGACGCAAGCUAUGGCUUCGAGAUGGAGAUAUUUGAGUUCCUCAACAUCUGCCAGGUGCACGGCAUGCCCAAGAUCAUGGGCGUACUUACCCACCUGGACAUGAUCAAGAACCCCAAGCAGCUGCGGAAGCGCAAGAAGGAGUUGAAGCAUCGCUUCUGGACGGAGGUCUACGAUGGCGCCAAGCUCUUUUACCUUUCCGGCUUGCUACACGGCGAGUAUUUGCGCAAUGAGGUCAAAAACUUGGGAAGAUUCAUCUCCGUAAUGAAGUUCCGGCCGUUGCAGUGGCGCGGUGCUCAUAGCUAUCUCCUCGUGGAUCGGGUGGAGGAUGUCACGAACACCGAUCGUGUGCGUCGCGAUCCGAAAUGCGAUCGUGAAGUAGUUCUGUACGGCUAUGUGCGCGGUGUGGCCCUCAAACAGGAGCAUAUGGUGCAUAUCGCCGGGUUAGGCGACGCCCGCAUUGAUGAAUUAAGCGCUAUUCCCGAUCCAUGUCCACUGCCAGGCACCGAAAAGAAGCGAAGUCUGCUGGAGAAGGAACGCUUGCUGUAUGCCCCCAUGUCCGGAGUUGGUGGCAUUGUUUACGACAAGGAUGCAGUGUACAUCGAGCUGCAGGGCUCUCACUCGCACAAGGAGCAGGAGCAGAGUGCGGAGGCUGCUGAGCAGGCGGAACUCGUCAGCAAGCUGAUCGACAAGAAGGCUACCAUUGACGAGCAGAUGGAACAGCAGGAAUUCCGUCUCUUCUCCGAUGCCCAGCCCAUCAAGUCGAAGGACUUCCGCAACGACAUUGAGGAAGAAGAGGCGGAGGAUGAAAGCAGUGACGAUGAUGACGACGAUGAAGAGGGUGAGGAUUCCGGUCUGGAAGCGGCUGGCAGUGAGGAGGAACAGGAUGAGUUUGAUGCGGACGAUUGGCGUGGCGAAAACAGCGAGGCGGAAGAGGAUGCUGAGGACUCCGAUGCCGCCUCUUCUGGCGACGAGGAGUACCAAAGCCUAGGAGGCGUUAAAACAAGCAAAGAAUCUGACUCGGAGGAUGAGGAGGCCCGUGUUAUGGCCAGCAAUAUGAGCUGGAAAACGAACCUUGCCCAAAAGGCACGUGAUGCCUUCCUUCAGCGUCACUCGGAGUCCAAGAACUUGAUGCGCCUCGUCUACGGCGUCUACAAUCAGAAUGAACGUAGCCGGCAGGAGGCGGAAGGUGGAGAAGACGCCGGAGACUCUGAUGAGGAAUUGGGUGGACUUUUCCGAGUGGCCGCUAAGAAGCAGAGCCAGCAGCAGAAGGACAGGGACAUUCAGGAUAAGGAUGAGCGUUGCUUCUUCGAGUACCAGGGCGAUGCCACCCGCGAUUGGCUAUCGGAGGAGAACAAGGCCUUGAUCAAGAACUGUUUCGUGACCGGCAAGUGGAAGGCCAGCGAGGAUGCCGAGAAUCUGCUCAAGAUGGAUGACAUGAGUGAUGCGGACAGCGAGGUUUACGGUGAUUUUGAGGACCUGGAGACAGGGGAGCAGCACAGCGGCAAACCCAAGGCAGAAGGCGAAGGAGAAUCCGAGGAGGAGGGUGCGAAGCCAGGGGGAACUGCAGGAGCUACCAAGCGUAAAAUGACUCGUGUGGAAGAAGAGAACCUCACAAAGGCCGAGCUUAUGGCAAAGAAGCUCAAGCUUAAGGCCAAAUUCGAUGCGGAAUACGAUAACAGUGGCGAAGGCAAGGGAGAAGAUGACAAUGGUCGUAUCACCGGAGAUCAUUCCUUCUACGAGGACCUUAAAGCAGAAGCUCAGCGUCAGAGUGAGUUAAACAAAAGCGAGUUUGCCCAUUUGGACAACGAGUUUCGUAUCCAGAUCGAGGGCUAUCGGCCGGGGCUUUAUGUGCGCCUGGGAUUUAAGCAGCUGCCCGCGGAGUUUGUGGAGAAUUUUGAUGCCAGCUAUCCUGUGCUGGUCGGUGCCUUAAACAUGACCGAGGAGAAUGUGGGCUAUGUCAACUGCAAGGUAAAGAAACAUCGCUGGUACAAAAAGAUCCUAAAAACGGGCGAUCCCCUCAUCGUUUCGAUGGGCUGGCGACGCUUCCAAACGGUGGCCAUCUUCGCCAAGGUGGAAGACAACUUCCGGCAGCGCUACCUCAAGUACACGCCCAACCACGUUACCUGCAGCAUGACCUUCUGGGGUCCAAUCACUCCUCAGAAUACGGGCUUUCUAGCUCUACAGACGGUUCGCCAGGAUCAGGAGGAGAUGCAAAGGCUGGGCUUCCGCAUAGCGGCCACGGGCUGCGUCACCGAACUUGACAAAUCCUCGCAGAUCAUGAAGAAGCUUAAGUUGGUGGGGCAUCCCUUUAAAAUCUACAAGAAGACCGCCUUCAUAAAGGACAUGUUCAACUCGUCGCUGGAAGUGGCCAAGUUCGAGGGAGCCAAGAUAAAGACUGUGUCUGGCAUCCGCGGCCAGAUCAAGAAGUCUCACCACACGCCCGAGGGCUCCUAUCGAGCCACCUUUGAGGACAAGAUCCUGCUCAGCGACAUCGUCUUCUGCCGCACCUGGUUCCGUGUGGAAGUUCCUCGAUUCUAUGCACCCAUAACCUCGCUCCUCCUGCCGCCCGACCAGAAGAGCCAGUGGCAGGGCAUGAAGACGCUGGGCCAGCUGAAGCGGGAGCGGGCCAUGCAGAAUGCCGCCCAGCCAGACAGCAUGUACACGGAGAUUGUGCGCAAGGAGAAAAUCUUCCGGCCGCUGACCAUACCCAAGGCCCUGCAGCGGGCACUGCCCUACAAGGACAAGCCCAAGCUGCGUGCCGAGAAUCCCAAGGCGGCACUUGAACGGGUGGCUGUGAUUAACUCGCCUUACGAACAGAAGGUGGCCAAGAUGAUGAAGAUGAUCACGACGAACUUCAGGGAUAAACGCCAUCGCGAACGCCUGGAGACGAAGAAGCGGAUCAAGAACUAUCGAGAGAAAAAGAGCGAGAAGAUGGCCUCCAAGGAGCGGCGUCAGAAGGAGCUGCGGAAGAAGGUCUCGCGGGCCAUCAGCAAAAUGCGAGGGAAGCAGUCUGCCUAGGAUUUUGUUGUGUUUUCAGAGCAGAAAUGAAGAAACUUUCCCAAAACCCAAAUAACAGCUGAAACUUGGUUACAUUUCAAAUAGAAUUUAC